AUGCCUCCUCUUCUAUGCUUCAAGACACUUUUGACCAACAAUUUCGGUCAUCUUCAUCUUUAUGGUCGCCACACUGUGGUGUUGUAUGCCUCUCCCCCCAUAUUAUUCUCACAGACCCUUUAUUUAGUCCUUGCGGCAGGUGCAUCAUUACAACUGUCACUCAUACUGACAAUAAAUUUUCUCCAUUCAAGAUGGGUGUCAUCUAUGCUCCCGCCUCUCGAACUCCCCGCUAUGAUUUUCUUUCUUCCUUACUGUCGACACCUGACCUCAUUCCAUCCAAUCCUUCCAACUUCAUUUUAUUAG
This is a messenger RNA of Phycomyces blakesleeanus NRRL 1555(-), 303 nucleotides long. RefSeq lists its product as hypothetical. Lineage: Eukaryota; Fungi; Mucoromycota; Mucoromycetes; Mucorales; Phycomycetaceae. The record is from RefSeq and is a predicted model, not a curated record. Bases 1 to 303 code for a protein of 100 amino acids. The transcript has a single exon.